This is a messenger RNA of Lottia gigantea (owl limpet), 174 nucleotides long. RefSeq lists its product as hypothetical. The record is from RefSeq and is a predicted model, not a curated record. The transcript has a single exon. The annotation marks the transcript as partial. Lineage: Eukaryota; Metazoa; Mollusca; Gastropoda; Lottiidae.
GAAGGCAAAUACCAUGCCGACAUAUUAGAAGGCAAAUACCAUGCCGACAUAUCAGAAGGCACAUACCAUGCCGACAUAUUAGAAGGCAAAUACCAUGCCGACAUAUCAGAAGGCACAUACCAUGACGACAUAUUAGAAGGCAACUUAUGUGAUAAUACAUAUCAGAAGGUAUAA